This is a messenger RNA of Dreissena polymorpha, 7981 nucleotides long. RefSeq lists its product as uncharacterized. NCBI's taxonomy places the organism in Eukaryota, Metazoa, Mollusca, Bivalvia, Myida, Dreissenidae. Bases 95 to 3667 code for a protein of 1190 amino acids. The transcript has 5 exons. The record is from RefSeq and is a predicted model, not a curated record. Gene Ontology annotation, molecular function: protein binding.
ACGGAAAUCGAAACAAGCUUAUUAUUUUCGGAAAAUCCGGGUUUUCCCGGUGUACAAUAUAUACCACGCAAUCCGGCCCGUCUUUAACGCUAGAAUGGCGUCGAUUGACGGGAAUCAAAAUGAGGCAUACUACCUACGUCUCCAUAUGCUUGUUAUGGAAGCGCAGAAAGUGCUUCGAGCCAAGUUCGACUCUAUCAUCAAACCUGCUCAAUUAACUAGCACGCUCAAAGGAGUACAAAAAACUAUAGAUCAGCUAAACAAACGUGGAAAAAUAACCAAUGAACAAUAUAAUUCGUUGUAUCCUAAAUCGCCAAAUCCAAAUCCUAAUUCAGAAACGUUUGAUAUUACUUUAUUGGUCUGCCUUCUUCGAAACAUCUGUAAUUUAAACCCAAAUUCGAAGGUAUGGACCGAGAAAGAUAACACUAAAAUAAAAGGCUAUACAGACCAGGAAAACAUCCUGCGUAUCAGGAACUUGCGAAACAAAAUGCACCACAAAAGCGUUGCAAGCUUAGAGCAGCAGGAGUUUGAGGACAGCUGGAAUAUUCUCGAAAAGGCCAUGGUUCAUCUCGGGACCAGCUGUGGACUGCACGAUGUUCAGAACAAUAUUAACACAAUCAAAACAAAAACACUGGAAAUUCUCACACCGGAGAUGAAAAGUCUUCGUGAAAACACUUUGUGGUUUCUAAAAAAAUAUCAAGAUGAGAGGCAGUAUUACGUCGUGACUAAGUUUUGGCAUCAGGCCGACAAGAUGUUAACAGACAAAAGCCUAACAGUACUAACUGGACAUCCUGGCGAAGGAAAAACCACAAUGGCAGCUUACCUUGCGUUGCAAAGAUCGAAACCUGAAAACUGCUUAAAACUUGCACAUGCUAGCGAUUGGAGAAAAGUAGACUGGUCUCUGAAAUUGUUCAAUACCGUCAUUAUAGACGACAUAUUUGGAGCUGGAGCUUUGAACACCACUUAUCUUGCAGACUGGAAAACGUAUCUUCCUGAAAUAGAGAGGGCUGCAAAGGCAAAGCGAUUGAAUGUUAUUAUAACGUCCCGACAUUAUAUAAAGGAGGAGGCCCUGGAUGAUUUGAAUAACAAUUCAAUAUUUAAAGACAAAGAAGGAAACAUUGUACAUCUUGCGUCAGAUGGUUUGACCAAUGAAGAGAAGAGGGAUAUUCUUCGCUUGCAAGUCAAACGAACUGACACAGAACAUCUGCUUUUUGAAAACCAGGUAGAUAUUGACGAAUGCGUUUUGAAGUCCAAGGGAACGAUGAAUCUAGACUUUGCCAGGACUGAAAACUUUGUAUUUGGAUUCCCACAGUGCGCCAAUUUGUUUGUUCAGAGUGAAAAAAUCAUAAUAAAAUUUGGAGCACAGUUUUUUGAAAACCCAGAGGCCCACUUCAAAGCAUAUAUUGAGCAGCUGUACAAUCCAAAAGAUGACGACAUUUUUCAUAAAUUUAUUGCUCUUGUCAGUGUCUGGGCAGAACAGACUGGUCGAAUAAAAGCAGACCACGUAAGAAGUCCGUCAAGCGCUUCAGAUCACAUUAAGUUUGUGGCAAAUAUAUUUGACAUCAAAGUUGACCGUAAAUUCAUGGAAAACAUUAGCUCUUCUUUAAAAAGUCACCAGAAAGAUUUCCUGAUUUAUCUCGACCAUUCUGGCGAAUAUAAGUUUAGUCACAAUGUUAUUGGAGACAUGGUUGGUGUUGUUCUCGGAGAUCCAAGACACAAAAUUGUAGAAACAAUCGAACUGUGCCCGCGAGAUUUCCUAAUGGACAGGAUUCGUUUAGACGACGAGGCGGCAGACGAUGAAUUUCGUGUAAUUGUUGGCAAAGAUAAUUACCAUCAUCUGUGCAAAAAAGUGGCAAAAAUGAUUCUGCGAAAAGACUGUAAUAAAAUUGGCCGAGAAGAUUAUUCGCACGAAUUUCAACUGCUGCAACGUAAAGGCCCCAGAUCAAACACAAUUGAAGUUCUUCAUGAUCUCGAUUUCGGAAUUCUUAAACACCCAAUCUUCCAAAAUAAACAUUUUGUUGGAGUAUUUAUGAAAGUUAUUAAAGACGAUGGCUUGGAACAAGACAUAUUUAGGCAACCAGUCAUGAAAAUGACUGGGUACUUCUUAGAUUACGGCAUCCGCAUGAACGAGAUGACAAUGUGCAUCCCUGGCUAUACACUGUAUAGUAAAAUCAGUGUCCUGGCCAAUGCCUUGAUUGAAAACAAUUUCAUUCAGAAGGAUCACACUGACCCUUUGCUACUUGCAGCGCAUUCAGGGGAUCUCGAGAUGAUAAAACUGCUUUUAUCAAAGGGUGCAAAAGUAUCCGGGGAUACAAUUUAUGUGGCUAUGCACAAGAAACGUCGUCCAGACCAAAAUUGUCUGAAAAUAAUACUUCAGUAUCCAGGUAUUGCCAUCAAUGACAGAGGAAAUGCAAUCAAUGGCAAUUAUCCGCUAAUUGUAGCAAGCAAAAAGGGAUUUCAUGAUGCCGUAAAGUGUAUGCUGGAAAAUGGAGCUGACCCUGGAGUUCAAAAUGACAAAAACUUGACAGCUUUGCAUAAGGCCGUUAUUUACAAACACACUGACAUUGUGCAGGAACUAUUAAAACACGGCGCUCCGCUUGAUAUAAAGGGGGGCAAGUUCAAGAGAACUCCGUUGCAUAUUGCUGCUGAUGUCGGAAAUAUGGCUUUGGUGAAGUCACUUCUUUCGAAGGGCGCGAAUGUCGAAGUCAAAGAUCACCGUGGUCAUUAUCCAAUCUUCCUUGCCGCGAUUCAGGGUCACACUGCAACAGUUGAAGCGUUACUGCAGCAUGAGCGAAAGCAGGAUCAGUUACGAAUAAAGUCAUAUGGCAAGGCAUCAAAAAUUAAAGGAAUGUCAUUAUUUCAUGUUGCAGUAUGGAAGAAAGACAAAGAUUUGAUGGAGAUGCUCAUACGAGAGAAGGCUGAUCCAAAUGUAAAAGAUUUUUUUGGACAAACUGCGUUGUUUUUUGCAAUAAUGCAUGACUGCAAACCAAUGAUUAAAUGUUUAUUACCGUAUGGUGACAAAGCAAUUCAACAAAAGCAAGGAUUCACUCCGUUACAUGCUGCUGUAUUCAAAGGAAACGCCAAAACCACAUCUCAACUAGCAGUUAACGUUGAUGUGAAUGCAAGGGAUAAAUAUGGAAGAACACCUUUGCACGUGGCGUGUGAAAAGGGCGACAUUCAAAUCGCAAAUCUGCUUCUGAACAAAUACAAAGCUGAUCACCGGAUGAUUACAAAGAGGGGCGACUCUGUGUACCACAUUCUCCGCAGGAAAAAAUUAAACCAAACAAACGAUGAACAUUGCAAACGCAGGCUGAUAGAAAUUCUUAUCAGUACGAUCGAUCCGACAUUUAUUGAAAGCAUAUCAAAUAAAUCUAACCGCUCUGGUAUCAGCAUAGAUAAAAAAACAAUGCUGACAGCAAGUGACAAAGCAGUUAUUGAGGGACUCAUUACUACAUUGUCGAUAGAAAAAUGUGAAGAGAGCGACGAAGAAGAAGCCCAUGAGCAAUCCAGCAAAGGUUCACCUCCUAAAAAGCCCAAGACGGGUAGACGGAGUCCAGAUUUUCUUGACAGCGACGACGAUGAUAACUAUGAUGACGACCCCUUGCAGUAUUUGGAUUUCGGCUCUCCCCUAGACUACGAUGAAUACGACGAUGAUGGCGAUAUUUUUUAACGACGGCGAUUAUUUAGUAAACAUAUUUGUGCCUAAUGAUGUUGUAUAAGUAAGAGCUGUCACUGUUCUCAGUUUCAAUACAGAUGAAUCAAUGAUUAAAUAACUAUAGUGAUUCCUAUGCGUAAACAUCAGAUGUAGUUACAUAGAAAGGAGUGAUAUCUAUCUUGACUUGUAUAUAGACACAAUUAUUAUGUAUUGAUACAUUAUGAUCUAUUGACAUUAUAAAGAACAUGUUCAAAUGUGUCAAGUUAAAAUGUAACUUACAACGUUGUUUACAUUUAAAGCGAUUUUAUUUCGACCUCAAGUAAAUAUUUAGGAAUCAAGUUUAUUUGAAACAUUGUUUCGCAAAGAAUUGAGUAACAACAUUUAUCUGAUCAGAAAUGCAAUUAGCUUUAAAGUGUUUACCCAUACUUUUGAUCUUGCAACACUUUUAAGUCAGAUGAUGUAUUUUGUUGAUUGUGUAUGUUUUAACAGCACGUUUGCAGAGAACAAUAGUUGACACAAAGAUACAUCACUAAAAUAUUGAACUAUUAGUAUUAUUCAUCGAUAUAGAAUAGUGAAACCUAUAGUGUCUUAUUAGUAAUAUGUAGUUUUUAUCUAUUACACUUAGUGAUCAAAUGUUUUCAAAUUAUGCUAUGUUAAGUUAUGCAAUGUAUAUAUGUUACAGUAAAUCUGGGAAACUAGGAAUUUCACGAAAUUUCUAAACAAUUCUGGAUUUUCGUGAAAUGACUGUUUCACUUAGGGACUUCAUGAAUUUUCUCAGGAAUUUCGCAAAAUGUCGGAAAAUGGUGACACAAUUUUACACAGUUUUACUAGAGGCCUUUAAGAAGAUUCAGGAAAUGUGUGAAAUAUCCUUGUUUGAUUUUAAUGAUGACAUAAUUAUAUUUCUUUCUGUUUAAUAGUGUAAUACGUAGUUAAAAUGAUACCAUUGUAAACACAUAUUGAUUAGUUUGUUUUUUUAAUUGUUUUUUGAAGUUUUUAUAUGAUCUUAUAAUUAUUGACAUAUUAGCCGCGUCAUGUGAAAAUGGGCUUUAUGUCCUAUGCGGCCAGCGUAGUUCCAGGCUAGUCUGUGCAAUCGCGUAGUCUGGUCAGGAGCAAUGUUGUCCGCUAUAAAGUUCCGCAAGGCUUCAUGGUCUCCUUGGCGGACAGGGUAGCUUCUAUCACACUGCGCGGAUGUGCAGGCUUGUCUGGAGCUAAUCUGGCCGCCUAUGGCAUAAGACCCAUUUUCGCAUGACGCGGGUCAUAUUGAUUUGUCUGUAUAUGUGAUCUUUUUCUAUAAAGAAGGAAUGUAGUUGACAAUUGUUAAUAGUUUUAUUUGAUCGUUCGUCAAAAAGUUGUAACUCUGUUACUCUUGUUUCUUCAAUGCAAUUGAGUAAUUAAAUAGUAAUUAAAUUGAAUGCGUUUUAAUUCCCUUUUAUUAUUGUUUAAUUUGAGUUACAAUGCUAUGACGUUAAAUUUUAUUAACACUUAAAUGUAUUAUGAAUAUUGCUGGGCCAAGUGUGAGGUUGAGCGCUCUAUAACCAGGUUUAAACCCCCAAUGCUUUGCAUUGACCGUUCCAAGGCGGUGACCCCAGCUUAAUUCAUAUUUUGUGUUUAUGUUGGUUUGUAUUGUGCUGUAUUGUGCUGUUUUGUACUGUUUGGGCAAUCGGUCACUUGCCUUAAAUAAAGGACCAAUUAAUUGUUUUAAUGAAAAUUCAAUACUGUUCCAGCAGCUGGAGUUUCACUUCUUUAUAUUGUUAACAGUACAAAUUGAUUUCCUGAGCUAUUAAAAUGUGUUAAAUGUAAAUACGGGCGACAUUUUGUUUAACCAAUUUAAAAAGUUAUUAUAAUUUGUAGGUUUGCUUGCGUUAACUUACAAAACUGAUUGCAAUACAAUUUUAUAACUAGUAGACUCUAUAUGAAGGUAAUCUUUGAGGCUAAUAAUAUGAGUUCUUAUGUUAAUGAAAAUUGCUUCAAAUUAUCAACCAAGAAAAAUCAAAGUGACAUCACCUUUAUUGACAGCACACUAAAAGAAUUUAUGACCUCCGUAAAUAUUGACCGAAAUUACCAUUAGUCAAUUGUAGUUUAGUUACAAUCGCGUAAAUAAAUAAAAAAUCCGAAUAGGAAAUGAGUGUCCAAAUACAAAAACAGUGACAUAAGAGACAUCCUUGUAGCGUGGAUGAGUGACAACAAUAUUCGAGAUUGGACUGUCGGGCUUAAGUUUACCCAGCAGCAGAAUUGUUCCCAUCAUGCUGGAAUUAAUCAAACUCAUACAAUGCUCUCUUCGGAGAGGACCCAAAGAUUGGAUCUUCCAGCCUGCCAGCUGAUAUCAUUGAAAGACUUCAAUGUGAGGAUGAUUUAAUUGCGCUUUGUCAUCCAUCAACUGAUACCAACUAGCCAGUUAAAACUGCUACUACUACUACUACCAACCAGUCACUGCCAACUGCUACUACUACCUACUAGCCAACGAGAACUACUUGCUCCUUCCAGCCACUGCCAACUGCUACUACUGCUCAUUGGGUCACUGUCGACCUGAAAUUGCCCACAAGUCACCCGGGGGUGACUAGAAGCCGAUUCAUGUCACCCUGGGGUGACUUCAAGCCGACGCUUGUCACCCCCGGGUGACUAGAAUCGGCUUCAUGUCACCCGUGUAUUUUUUAUCAAACGGCACCGCAUCUAGGUAUCCAAUAUAGGCUAUAAUUAAUUUAGUUUUUUUAGACAUUUAUCUCCACUUUUGUUUUUAUAGUACUGUAACACAAAUUCCCUUGCAUAUGAACGACCAAAUCAUGUGUUUUUUUAAAAGUAAAAUUGUUGUCGAGGGUGACUAGAAUCGGCUUGAAGUCACCCCUGGGUGACAAGAAUCGGCUUCAUGUCACCCCCGGGUGACUACAAUUGGCUUCAUGUCACCCGGGGGUUGUAGUCUCUCUAGGGUGACAAGACUCGGCCUCUAGUCACCUCCGGGUGACUUGUGGGCCAUUUCAGGUCGACAAUGACCCAUUGAGCGCUACUACUACUACCAACCAGUCAACGCCAAUUGCUACUACUACAAACCAGCCACCGCCAACUGCUACUACUACCAAUCAGUCACCGCCAACUGCUACUACUACCAACCAGUCACCGAGAACUACUUGCUCUAUCCAGCCACUGCCAACUGAUACUACUACUACCAACCAGCCACCGCCAACUGCUACUACUACCAACCAGUCACCGAGCACUGCUUGCUCCAUCCAGCCACUGCCGACUGCUACUACUACUACCAAUCAGUCAACGCCAAUUGCUACUACUACAAACCAGCCAACGAGAACUUCUUGCUCCAUCCAGCCACUGCCGACUGCUACUACUACUACCAACCAGUCAACGCUAAUUGCUACUACUACAAAUCAGCCACCGCCAACUGCUACUACUACCAACCAGUCACCGACAACUACUUGCUCCAUCCAGCCACUGCCAACUGCUACUACCAACAUACUAUAUACGUUCAUACGUUAUGCAAUGCAUUUUUGUUUAUAAAAGCAACAUUCCAUACAUAUGGACAGAGAACACUUAGCAGAUAUCGUUUCUAAUGGACAUCUUACCAAACCAAACUGCUGCAAACAUAUUCCAUUUAAAUUGGCAAAAUAGAAACGUUUUGGUAAGUUUUUCGCACAUAAUUAUUCUCCACAAGCUUAAUCUGGUAAUGCAUUUGAGGUAAAUCGGCAUGACUUUUAAUACAAUAUAUUUUACUUAUACAAAAUGUCUACAAUCAAAAAUAUUAAUAUAUAUUUUUAACGCAUUACUUACAAAAAAUGUUUUAACCCAAACUGGACAUUAUGAAAGAUCAUGAAAAGUGAGAACGCAACAAGUGUAGCUUAUAUUUCUGUUCAAUUAUAUAUUUUUACAUUUUUGUUCUUCUAGUAAAGCUGCUAAAUGUGUUCGAAAUGGUGGUUUUAGAAAUGAACUAAAUCGAAUAAAAACUCGUGUUAUAAGUGUGUGUAGAUAACGGUCAGGCGCAGUUUGACUCGAAUUUGAGUUGGUAGUGUUAUGUAAAGUUUGUAUUAGGCUAUCUUGUAGUAUAGACGUUUUAAUAUUAAGCAUAGGACAAGACUCCUGUUAUUUACAACACGGCGAAAGCAAGAGUAAUUAGUACCGCAAUUUGAAAACGUGUGUCGGCCUUACUUUUAAACUCAUUUAAAAAGGGUAGCGAACAUCAUAAGCGAUAAAACCUCGAACGUAAAAUGUUAUCAAUGGACUAUGGAAUUGUAUUAAUAUUUUUAUUUAUUUAUUCAUACGUUGUCAAAUUAAAUGUAGUCUUAACUGUAAAAUAUUAUGAUUGAUGUUAACAAGGUGUUCAUUACA